CCCCCCGAUGUCCCCCUUAUCGAUCCCAUCGAUCCGCUGGUGUCUCCGUCCGCUGUCGUCAGGGAGACCCCCCUUUUUGUUGUCCUGCACCCUCGGGUGGCAUUUGGUGCUCUGUGAUUGGUCGGUUGCCCCGGUGGUGAGGAAGCUCCUGAUUAGUGGGCCUGGCUUGCCUCGGCCAAUCAGCAGCCGCCUCCUGUGUUCCGGACCCGCCCCUUUGUAUUUACCCAGUGUUUGUGAUGAUGGUGAGGGGGAACUUUGCAGUGUCUUUUAAACAGAGUUUCCUUCAUCCCAGUUCUCUGGACUCUCCUGUUUUCAUUGUAUUGUUCCACACCUGCAGCUGCUAUUGUUCUGCACUAUGAAGCUUAUCAGUGAAAAGAAACCCGGUGACGUGAGUGAGGGAACAUCUCCGUACACUUUGACUGCUUCAUGGCUGACUUAUGGCUGGCUGGAGGCCGUCCAGAUGAACCCGGAUGACCCUCUGAGCUCGUGGAGCGCAUCGCCGGCCUCCGCGUUCAUCGUUCAGAUUUAGUUUGCUGUGACUUUCAAGCCUUCCCCUGGUUCGGGAUGGACAUCGGGGGCACCUUGGUCAAGCUGGUCUACUUUGAGCCGGUCGAUAUAACUGCAGAGGAGGAACAGGAAGAAGUGGAGAACCUCAAGUCCAUUCGCCGCUACCUCACCUCCAACGUGGCCUACGGUAAAACCGGCGUCCGUGACGUGCACCUGGAGCUGAGGAACCUGACCAUGUGUGGCCGCACGGGGAACCUGCACUUCAUCCGCUUCCCCACGCAGGCCAUGCCCCGCUUCAUCCAGAUGGGCCGCGACAAGAACUUCUCCAGCCUGCACACGACGCUCUGCGCCACCGGGGGCGGAGCCUACAAGUUCGAGAACGACUUCAGGGCGAUGGCCGACCUGGAGCUGCUGAAGCUGGACGAGCUGGACUGCCUGAUCCGGGGCCUGCUGUUCGUGGACCGGGUGGGCUUCAACGGGCACCCGGAGGGCUACUACUUCCAGAACCCGUCAGACACCCAGAGCUGCGUGAAGCAGACCUGCACCCUGGACAACCCGUUCCCCAUGCUGCUGGUCAACAUCGGCUCGGGGGUCUCCAUACUGGCCGUGUACUCGGAGGACAACUACAAGCGGGUGACCGGGACCAGUCUGGGCGGUGGCACGUUCCUCGGCCUCUGCUGCCUGCUGACGGGCUGUGAGACGUUCGAGGAGGCGUUGGAAAUGGCGAGUAAGGGCGACUCCACCAACGUGGACAAGCUGGUGAAGGACAUCUACGGGGGCGACUACGAGCGCUUCGGCCUGCAGGGCUCCGCCGUCGCAUCCAGUUUUGGUCACAUGAUGAGCAAAGAGAAGCGAGACAGCAUCAGCAAGGAGGACCUGGCCAGAGCCACAUUGGUGACCAUCACCAACAACAUAGGAUCCAUAGCCCGGAUGUGUGCUGUCAACGAGAAAAUCGAGCGCGUGGUGUUUGUGGGGAACUUCCUGCGCAUCAACACGGUGUCCACCAAGCUGCUGGCCUACGCCAUGGACUUCUGGUCCAAGGGACAACUCCGGGCCCUCUUCCUGGAGCACGAGGGUUACUUCGGAGCUGUCGGGGCGCUGAUGGAGCUGCUCAAGACAACUGAGGACCCCUGAAGUCCAAACGCCCCCCCGCCCCCUGAACGCUGUGAUGUCAUCGCUAAAGGAAACACUACGAGGGAGACGCAGAAAAGCCAUUUUAAUAAUUUAACACUUGUAAAUACCUCUGACCUCUGACCUCUACCCCCUCUCGUCGUGGAGGUUUUAACAUGUAAUCUUUAAGUUAUGGAUCCCGUGUCAUGAACACAGAGGGCUUUUAUCCGUGUGAUAUCUACUGUAGCAGGACGUCCUGGACUCUCGUGACUCUGUCAGAGACCAAAGGUUUCCCACAAUGCAACAGUCCUCUCCAGGAGUGCACUGAGGCCAAAACCCUGUCAGGAUCCGUGCGACUCCUCCGGGAAGCAGCGGGUCUUUAAUUCUUUGUUGCUCCGCUGCACAUGGCCUUUGUUUGUUUGUUUGUUUGUUUGUUUGUUUGUUUGUUUGUUUGUUUGUUUGUCUUCCGCCUGCCUACACGUGAACAUUAAACACCAUAUUGCCAAACAUGCAACGACCUGCUGACUUUAGUUAGUUGCUUUCUUUUCUGUUUUCAGAAUCACGUUUUCAAUCUAAACGAUCCGCCGUGUUUUUGUCCAAUCGGGUCGUCAAAGCGCCCCAACAAGCCCCGCCCCCUGUUCAAGACAUCGCCUUCCAACAGAUGUCUAAAUACUGUAGUGAAGCCCCUGCGAUUCCGGGAUGGAAACCCCUCUCUUGCCUGUAAUAAUGUUGAGUGGAGAGAAAAGGGAGCUGUCAAUCAUUGAUUGAUUGAUUGAUUGAUUGAUUGAUUGAUUGAUUGAUUGUAGUGUUUCUAAUCAGCAGUGUGAGCGUUUUCUCACUUUGACCCGACAAACAAUAAUGAUUAUUAAUAAUCAAUCAACAACUUUAUAUAAAGGUUUAUUCAAAUGGUUAAUUUGAUCUUCAACUCGAGUUUAGACUCCUCCUCCUCCUCCUCCUCAUGUUCCUCCUCUUCCUCCUCAUGUUCCUCCUCCUCCUCCUCUUCCUCCUCAUGUUCCUCCUCCUCCU
This is a messenger RNA of Cyclopterus lumpus (lumpfish), 2643 nucleotides long. RefSeq names its product pantothenate kinase 1a (gene pank1a). The coding region runs from base 565 to 1641 and encodes 358 amino acids. The record is from RefSeq and is a predicted model, not a curated record. Gene Ontology annotation, molecular function: ATP binding; pantothenate kinase activity. NCBI's taxonomy places the organism in Eukaryota, Metazoa, Chordata, Actinopteri, Perciformes, Cyclopteridae. Gene Ontology annotation, biological process: coenzyme A biosynthetic process. The transcript is spliced from 9 exons. Gene Ontology annotation, cellular component: nucleus; cytosol.